Vitis riparia (riverbank grape) is the source of this 384-nucleotide messenger RNA. Its product is annotated as SKP1-like protein 4. NCBI's taxonomy places the organism in Eukaryota, Viridiplantae, Streptophyta, Magnoliopsida, Vitales, Vitaceae. The record is from RefSeq and is a predicted model, not a curated record. The transcript has a single exon. Gene Ontology annotation, molecular function: cullin family protein binding. Gene Ontology annotation, biological process: SCF-dependent proteasomal ubiquitin-dependent protein catabolic process. Bases 1 to 384 code for a protein of 127 amino acids. Gene Ontology annotation, cellular component: nucleus; cytoplasm.
AUGACCAAAAUCGUGACCCUCAAGAGCUCCGACGGUCAGACCUUUGCCGUGGAUGAGGCGGUGGCGUUGAAGUCUUCAACAAUCAAGAACAUUCUUGAAGACAUUGGCGUAGUUGAGAACAACGCCGUUUCUAUGCCAUCGGUGGAUGGCAAAACCCUUGCUAAAGUGAUCGAGUACUGCAACAAACACGCGAAGGAGCCCAGCGGAUUGGAUGAGAAGGCGGAAGUGGAUGAGAUGGAGAAAUGGGAUGCCGAGUUUGUGGACUUGUUGGAUCGAGAGUUUUUGUUUGAUAUAGCCUUGGGCGCUUAUUUUCUUAAUAUACGAGGGUUGAUUGAUUUGACAUGCGGGAAGAUAGCUGACAUGACGAGUUUACAGCCAAAGUAG